AAAUAUCAGCUGACACGUCAACACGUAAUUCCCUCGCUAGACCCUGAAACUAUCAAUACAUACCAUCGAUAUCCCAGCCAUUGAAAGCCAUCUUUUUUUUCAUACCCGUUAAUAACAUUCCCCCUCUGAUAUCCAUCUGCAUCCACACCAAUGAUUACAAUCCAGGAAACCAAGCGGAGAUCUCUGUCCAUCUCGCUGCAAGCGCCGUUUGCGAAGCAGAGCCACGGCAGAACGUUGCUGGAUACGCCAUUCUUCGUAGACCCUCCCAGAGGUGCCACCUCGUCCACACAUUCCCGCUCCGGCAGAAUCUUCCUAUCCACGAAGAUGCUCUCGCCUAUCCAGUCCUCCACCAACCUUCAGGGCAUGGCAAGGCCAAGAAGCCUGUCGAACGCGUAUGCCAGUCGAAACAGUUUGGGCGCGAAACUCCGUGCGCUCAUGCCGCCGGUCGACGUGAAGGUUGUCACACUCUGCCUCUUCUGGUACUUCUGCUCGGCCAUCUCCAACAACUCCACCAAGAUUAUCUUGAAAAAUUUCACGUUCCCUGUGACGCUUACCGAAGCCCAGUUCUUGAUCAACUCACUCUUGUGUCUCGUGGUGAUCAGCUUGUGCGCCAGCGCCCCUCGCCUCGUGCCGUUGUUCCCCAUGGGAACGUUGCCUCCGUCGCUCACAACGCCCAAGGCGCUCGUGCCGCUCAUCUUCGAGUUUAUUACCCCCACCCAGCUCAUUAUCUCCACCACGUUGCCGAUGGGGAUGUUCCAGUUUGUGGGCCAUAUUUCCUCCCACAAGGCCACGUCAAUGAUCCCUGUCUCCCUCGUGCACACCAUCAAGUCCUUAUCCCCGCUCACCACCGUGCUCAUCUACCGGUUCAUGUUCAAGAAGCCGUACAAGACUGUCACGUACCUUACGUUGCUUCCGCUCGUCUGUGGUGUCAUGAUGACGUGUAUGAAGAAAAAGGAGGGUGUCACUGAUGAGGAAGAGUACUUCUACACCGGCAUUUUCUACGCCUUUGUCUCCAUGUUGAUCUUUGUCUCGCAGAAUAUUUUUGCCAAGAACAUUUUGACCCUCAGGAAAACAGACCCGUUGUCCCUGAGCGCCAACCCCACAAUGGCCAAGAAAGAUCAGGACGUCAAAGUCACUGAUAACAACAACAAAAAGCUCGACAAGCUUACCAUUCUCUUCUACUGCUCGGUGCUUGGCUUCUCGCUCACCUUCCCGUUCUAUGCCUACUCCGAGCUCUUCUCCAACCAGCUGUGCUCGCUCCGCGCGCUCUCGCCUUUCAUCGUCUGGAUGAUGGUAUUGAAUGGGAUGGCGCAUUUUGUCCAGUCCUUGAUUGCCUUCCACUUGCUCGGGUUGAUCACCCCGGUGAACUACUCUGUUGCCAACAUCUGCAAGCGUAUUGUGGUGAUCACUGUGGCUGUAGCCAUCGAAGGGAAGAAGAUGGGCGUGCUCCAGAGCAGCGGUUUGGGCUUGACUAUUGUUGGGUUGUACUGCUACGACCGUUGGGGCAGUGGCAAGCACUAGGGAAAGCCAUGGUUGACGCUAAAAAGGUUGGCAUGUUACAAAAGUCUCGGGAAAGAGCCCCAGCUGGUAUGCACAAAAGUUAGGCAUCAUGCAGAGCUGACAGGUUUCCCAGUGCCCUUCCGCAGUGUUAUGGCUCCUUGUUAGUCAUAGAAACACAUAAAGACACUGCAGGGGCCAUCUUUUUAUUUUACUUGGUGUAUUAAUAGACUUGAUGGAACAUUCAUGUAAGCCGGGGCCUUGCGGGCUACUUUGUGGAUAAUCUGAGAAAGCACUACAGAGAUGAAGCUACAAAGAAAAUGAUGGAUGGAAGGUAUCCAGUGGCCUGAGUGCAAUAUUCAGCGGCCAAUAACUUGAACCUAGCAUGAAUGUCAUUUGACACCUCAGACACUGUAUACAGCCGAACAAGACUUGUUCCAAACUUAUAUCUAAGCUAGGAUGGAGCCAAGUAACCCGUGAAGCAAACCUUCAAUCUUUAAACUUACAAUUCCUUAAUCAACUCC
Molecule: messenger RNA, 2021 nt
Organism: Babjeviella inositovora NRRL Y-12698
Lineage: Eukaryota; Fungi; Ascomycota; Pichiomycetes; Serinales
Exons: 1
Coding region: 151-1521 (456 amino acids)
Biological process (GO): phosphoenolpyruvate transmembrane import into Golgi lumen
Cellular component (GO): Golgi apparatus; endoplasmic reticulum
Molecular function (GO): antiporter activity; phosphoenolpyruvate transmembrane transporter activity
Source: RefSeq, a predicted model, not a curated record